Hemibagrus wyckioides is the source of this 932-nucleotide messenger RNA. RefSeq names its product C-type lectin domain family 6 member A-like. Bases 85 to 633 code for a protein of 182 amino acids. The record is from RefSeq and is a predicted model, not a curated record. Lineage: Eukaryota; Metazoa; Chordata; Actinopteri; Siluriformes; Bagridae. The transcript has 5 exons.
UUUCAUACUAGCAAGCAGAAGUCACUCAUUUCAUGUGUUGUGAAGCUAUAGUAAGGUUCAGAAGUGCAAGCCAUCUAUGAAGAUAUGGUUUUUGAACUGGACAAAAUGGACACUAGUGAAAACUAUCAUUCUCUACCAGAAACAGAGGAUGAUAUUCAUGUGAUUAUGGAGGACUGCCACCCAAAGCUGAAAAAAUGCACAGCAAACCAAAACCAGGGACAAUGUGAGGAAGGAUGGAAGUCUCUUGGUUUAAAAUGUUACUACUUCUCCACUAUUAAACUGGACUGGACACAGAGUCAAGAUUACUGUGUGGAGAAAGGAGGCCAUCUGGUCAUUAUAACCAGCCAAAUUGAACAGGACUUUGUAGUUUCACAAAUCGGAGAAACACACGGGAUUGGCUUGCAUAACUUGGAGACUGAGGGACAGUGGAUGUGGGUGAACAACCAGCCCUUAAAGGAGACGGGUGUAACGUUCUGGUACAGUGCUCCAGAGGGACCAAAUGAGCCUGAUACCUGGAAAAUUCAGGACCCUUCUGGAGAGAACUGUGCUGCUCUGGGGGAUGGAAAUGGUAACAUAAAUAAAUGGUUUGAUGCGUCUUGUAGUACAAUAAAAAAGUGCAUCUGUGAAAAGUAAAAGAUUUCUUUUUCACUUCUGCCUGCAAAUGCUUGUCUUUCAGAAUGGAGGACAAAAUCUUGGUUGUUGACUAUGAACAUUUGCUAUUAUAAAACAGCUGAAGUCAAGUUUACCUAUAGUUUAUUUUUUAACUUGUACACAACCAUGUACACAAUUUAUAUACAAGGUAAUCUUUUACAGGAUACAUUUUCACUUUUCAGCCACAUUGUAAAAUGUUCUUGUAUUUUUUAGCUUGUCUUAACCACGUGAUCAUUAGAAGAUAGUGUGAGAGAUCAUGUUAGCUGAAACUACAUGUAACA